UCUGAGCUGUCAACACAGAGCAACCAGCCACUCUGCCUGCGACAACAUUUUUCUCUCACCAUUAGUCCAUUCUUUUCUUCAACGACGUUUCCCUUCAGAUAACAGCUGCUCCCGUCUCACCAUGACUCGGAGGUGAUCUUCAGCGUGUCCAGGUGGUUCUGGGGUUCCAGGUUGGUGUGGUGAGAGAGCAAACUAACUGUGGGGAGGAGGACUGCCUGGGGCAUUGUGUCCCUGGCUCUCAAGUGACUAAGGGAGGAGCUUGGUACAUUGUUCUGCAGCAUGGAGAUGGACGACCCAAAGGUCCUCAACAAAGGGGAAGAGGAGGAGAUGGAGCUGCAAGGCUACCGUCUGUGUCGUUGGCGGAUGGCCCUCGUGGGCCUCGGGGUGCUGUGUACGGGGGGCUUCCUCCUCCUGCUGCUCUACUGGAUGCCUGAGUGGUGCGUCAAAUCCAUGUGCACCCGUACCACAGCGUGUGAUGCCGAAGUGGUAUUGAUGCGCUCCACGGAUGAGUUCCGCCGCUGGUUCUUGGCCAGGGUACGAGUGAUGCUCGCCCCAGGGAGCAACCCCUUUCACAGCCUGGAGACCCAGACCACCUCCCCCUCCCCUUCCUCUCCCUCCUGCUCCUUCUCCUCACCACAUCUGGCCAACGGACAUAACACCCACCCCUCUGAUGGCAGCCCUGAUCAGGAGCUCUUUGGAAUAUAUGGCGACUACCAGCCCACAAAGAUUCGUUAUUUUACCUUCCAUAGCACAAAGUAUUAUUGGAACGACGGUGUGCAGAACUUUGAAGUUUUAACCGGCCUGGAUGAUCUGCAGGUCAGCUGCUCUACCCUCCACUUGGAGCACAGUGCAGGUCUGACCAGGAACCAGCAGAAGUACAGGAGACUGUUCUUCGGAGUGAAUGAAAUUGCAGUGAAAGUGCCUUCUGUUUUCAAGCUGCUUAUCAAAGAGGUCCUAAACCCUUUCUACAUCUUCCAGCUCUUCAGUGUGAUUCUGUGGAGUGCCGAUGAGUAUUACUAUUAUGCCGUGGCCAUUCUUUUCAUGUCGGUCAUAUCCAUAGCUACCUCUCUGUACACCAUCAAAAAGCAAUACAUCAUGCUUCAUGAUAUGGUGGCAACUCACAGUAUUGUUCGUGUGUCUGUAUGCCAAGCCAAUAAUGAAAUCGAAGAGAUGUUGUCAACUGAUCUGGUGCCCGGUGAUGUGAUGGUCAUCCCCAGCAAUGGGACCAUCAUGCCAUGUGACGCCGUGCUGGUCAGCGGCACCUGCAUCGUCAAUGAAAGCAUGCUCACAGGUGAGAGCGUUCCUGUGACAAAGACUAAUCUCCCCAACCCAUUGCCUGAGGAGAGGGGGGAGGAGGCUGACGCUGCCUACAACUCAGAGGAACAUAAGAGACACACUCUCUUCUGUGGCACCCACGUCAUCCAGACCCGCUACUACACAGGAGACCUGGUCAAGGCUGUGGUGGUCAGCACAGGUUUCAGCACAGCCAAAGGCCAGCUGGUGCGCUCUAUUCUUUACCCAAAACCCACCGACUUCAAACUGUACCGUGAUGCCUACCUCUUCCUGUUGUGUCUGGUGGCUGUGGCUGGAAUUGGCUUUGUCUACUCCAUUGUUCUCAGUGUUUUGCACAAGGUGCCAGCUAAGACCAUCAUCAUUGAGUCUCUGGACAUUAUCACAAUCACUGUGCCACCGGCGCUGCCAGCCGCCAUGACGGCUGGCAUUGUGUAUGCCCAACGACGCCUUAAACGCCUUGGCAUUUUCUGCAUCAGUCCACAGAGAAUCAAUAUCUGCGGUCAAAUCAAUCUGGUCUGCUUUGACAAGACUGGAACUCUGACAGAAGAUGGAUUAGACCUAUGGGGAGUCCAGAGGGUUGAGAAUGGCAGUUUCCAUCUGUCAGAGGAAAACGCAUAUAAGGAAAGUCUUGUCAAGUCCCAGUUUGUGGCUUGUAUGGCCACCUGCCACUCUCUUACCAAAAUAGAAGGCCAGCUGUCUGGAGAUCCACUGGACCUCAAAAUGUUUGAGGCUAUCGGCUGGAUCCUGGAGGAGGCUACUGAGGAGGAAACAUCUCUCCACAACCGUAUCAUGCCCACUGUUGUUCGACCCCCAAAACAGCUGUUGCCCCCACAGCCUGCAGUAUCACCAGAGCAAGACAUGGAACUCUAUGACCUCUCGACAGCGUAUGAGGUAGGAAUCGUGCGGCAGUUUCCUUUUUCUUCAGCACUCCAGAGGAUGUGUGUGGUAGCUCGUCUGCUGGGGGAGAAACGUAUGGAUGCCUAUAUGAAGGGAGCCCCAGAAGUGGUGGCUAGCCUCUGCAAGAAAGAGACUGUGCCAGAAAACUUUACCGAGGUUUUGGAGGGCUACACCAAACAGGGUUUCAGGGUGAUCGCUCUGGCUCAUCGUCGACUUGAAUCCAAACUCACCUGGCACAAAGUACAAAAUAUCAGCAGGGAUCCCAUUGAGGCAAACAUGGAGUUCCUUGGUCUGAUCAUCAUGCAGAACAAGCUGAAGGCAGAAACUCCAGCGGUGCUGCAGGACCUCCACCAAGCCAGCAUUCGCACAGUCAUGGUUACUGGUGACAACAUGCUGACAGCCAUCUCUGUGGCCCGGGACUGUGGAAUGAUCCCUCCCCAAGACACAGUCAUCAUUGCUGAAGCCUUCUCCCCCCAUGAUGGACAAGCUGCAAAGAUCACCUGGAGAUACGCUGACAAGCCGAGCGACACAUCUCGCCUGGAGGCCAUAAACAUCAGUCUGGAGGAUGUCGGUCACGUCGAUGAGCCCAAAGCACAAGAGCUGUACCAUUUUGCUAUGAACGGAAAAUCGUUUGCCGUCAUCUCGGAGCAUUUCCCUGACAUGCUUCAAAGGCUGGUGCUGCAAGGCACAGUGUUUGCCAGAAUGGCCCCGGACCAGAAAACUCAACUCAUUGAAGCGUUGCAAGGCGUAGAUUACUUUGUGGGAAUGUGCGGUGAUGGAGCUAACGACUGUGGGGCUCUGAAAAGGGCACAUGGUGGCAUCUCUCUGUCAGAGCUCGAGGCCUCUGUAGCCUCUCCCUUCACCUCCAAGACCCCCAACAUCUCCUGUGUCCCCAACCUCAUCAGGGAGGGGCGUGCUGCUCUCAUCACUUCCUUCUGUGUGUUCAAGUUCAUGGCGCUCUACAGCAUCAUCCAGUACAUCAGUGUCACUCUCCUCUAUUCUAUCCUUAGUAACCUUGGAGACUUCCAGUUCCUCUUCAUCGAUAUUGCCAUCAUCCUUCUUAUUGUCUUUACCAUGAGUCUGAAUCCAGCUUGGAAAGAACUGGUGUCACGUCGUCCCCCAUCAGGUCUGAUCUCAGGGCCUCUGUUGUUCUCUGUGCUGACCCAGAUCCUCAUCUGCUUGGGCUUCCAGACCUUUACAUUCCUUUGGGUCCGUCAGCAGUCCUGGUACACUGUCUGGACACCACUUACAGAUGUCUGCAACCUGACAUCACAUACUAAUGUGUCUGACCACAAUGACACAGAAGUGGACGACCACAACAUCCAAAACUUCGAGAACACCAGCCUCUUCUAUGUCUCCUCCUUCCAGUAUCUCGUUGUUGCUGUCGUUUUCUCAAAGGGAAAACCUUUCAGGCAGCCUAGCUAUAAGAAUUGGCCUUUUGUGCUGUCGGCCCUGGUUUUGUAUGUUUUCCUGUUGUUCAUCAUGUUCCACCCUGUCAAAGGCAUUGAUGAUUUCCUAGAGAUUGUUUGUGUCCCGUUUGAAUGGAGGAUAAAACUCUUGAUCAUCAUCUUGGUCAAUGCUGCUGUGGCCGUUAUUGUAGAGACCUUCAUCCUUGACAUCAUCUUAUGGAAGCUUGUGUUCAGCCGAGACAAACAGAGCAGCCUCGGCAACACUCCUGUUGCCCCGACACCACAGAGGGCCAUUGACCUUCGAGCAUACAAGUGUCUGUCCCGGCUGUGCUGCCCAAGCAAGAUUCCACCCAAGGCUCGCUACAUGCAUCUGGCCCAGGAGCUCAGUGUGGACCCCGAAUGGCCUCCAAAGCCAACCACCACCACUGAAGCCAAGUCCUGCCCAGAAAAUGGCUCCACCUAUCAAAUCAUGAUAAACUCCUAGCACCCCCCCACAGCACCUCACACACAUCUAAUCUAUCCCUCCGAUAUAGGAGACAUGUAUGCAAAUGCCGAGUGCUCAGUGAACGCACCUUCAAUCUAUUCAAAUUCAAUUGUCAUAGGAUAAUUGCCUGUCGUUACGAAUCACACAGACUUGUGGCUAAUAUUGUAGUUCCAGAGAGUCUUUUGCAAAAACCAUAAGAUUACACAGGAUUACCAAAUAUAGUACCGUUUCAAAUCGCUCAACACUAUUGUUCUCUCCGGCGCAACCACUCACGCGGUCUCAGGUCUCUCUUGCUUGUCUUUAAAUGUAAUUCAUCAGUAUCAUUUAUUGUAAUUCCUGUUCCUUAUUGCAAUGUCUGUUCCCAAAAGCUGAGGAUAGUUCAACCCAGUCUGGGAGGUGGGGUGAUAAGCCAGGUCGAAUAUAUGCACACUCACCUCUUCAAAUCAACUGCCAAUGCGGUUUUAGUUUGUCUGUGUUAAGGGUAUAAAAGAGAGCCGAGGUCGCACUCUACAGAGCUUUCUUCUGACAUGCAUGUGCUGUCAGAAAUUUCAUUUAACGGCGCCUUCACAUGUCAUUAGCAACCACAGUGCUGGAUUUCAGUUUUCCAUGUAAAAUAGCCUCAUAGGUUGGAGGCUUUAAGACUGGUCCCUGAGGAAAUAGAAUAAAGAGUAUAGGAUGAAACCAAUGGUAGUUUAGAAGAAGGGUUGGUCUUUUACCCUCAAAGGUAUGACCCUUACUCUUACUUCAACAGAAAGAUAGCUAAUUGGUUAAUAGAGAAAUGUUUUUACUGUUUGGGGAAGAGGAAGGAAGUAAAAUGUAUUAUUGACCAACACUGUAUGAUCUGAUCCUGUCAUAUACAGUUUUUAAAGGAGCACGUCCUGUUUGUAUUUCUGAGCAGCCCACACCUCACUAGUUUGUUUACACAGUAAACCAGAUCCAACUGGUUGCAGGCUCCGAUUGCUACUAUGUAGUGGUCUUAUAAGUCUAAUGUAAAUGUAUAGAGUAAUUUUAACGAGCUAGCAUUAGCACUCGUUGGAGAGAAUCAUAACCAAAAACCAAAGCUUUAAAGCUUACCAUGGAUCCCCAUGAAUGAAAAAUCAUUUGAGACCAGCAUUUAUAUAAUGUUUAAAGCACAGAGUUGUAGAAGAUUAGUUGUUUAAUUGCACACCUCGGGAAGAAUUUGUAUUUGCAAUUAAACACACAAAUAUACUGAUUGGCUUUCGAGAGCAAAUGAUAGACAAUGAAAUGCGGUAUUUCCACAUUUUAAGAUUUAACAGGAGACAUUAAAAGGUGUUUUGUAAAUCUGCUGUCAUCUGCCAUAAUAUGACAUGGCCUCUCUGAAAAUCGUACUGUUGUCCCGGGCCACAUUUAAUUCAAGCCCUUGGACAUUUUGAAAAUGUUAUAUAUAUAUAUAACAUUUUAUAUAUAUAUGUGUGUGUAUAUAUAUAUAUAUACACACACAUACACAUAUGUAUAUAUAUAUACAUAUAUAUAUAUAUCUUACGUUAUAAGUAGGCUAGUUAGGUUAAAUAAAUCACAAAAUACAGUACAUUAUACAUCAGAUUGAUGAUUGAAGCUACAAAGUGAUAAACCACCUAAACCUUUGGCCAAAUGAUGAGGAAAAUGUAACCUCAAAUUACUUCUUUAUAGUCCAAACAUUACUGGGUGUAGAAAGUAACGGACAGUGAGGAUGACAUAUCCUCAUCCUCUCAACCACAAGCUGGGACCUCUGGCAGGAUCUCAUUGUGAUCAUCAGAGUUUACCUUUUAGGGUUUUUAAUAAAGAUAACGGAAACCAAACAACAAAAUGUCCGCAUGCUAGUUGAUUCGUUGGUCUGACGGUCGACCGACGGCUCAAAAAUACUCCAGGAGACCUCGGAAACGACUAACUGAAUUCUCUUCAACUUCCGUUGUACUUUGAUAUUAAUCCUAGCAUAUUAUGCUAACAUGUUAAAUGCUAGCAUGUUACCCUGACAUGAUCAAUAUUAACAUAUGCUAACAAUUAUGACCUGGGAACAACAUGGCUUUUCCUCUGUUGCUCACCUCAGGCCAAACAUGAAGUGAUUGAUCCCAUUUCGUGGGAAAGAUCGACCAGCAAAUGUGUCUCUACUUUACUUCCAUCAAGAGAUGUGUAAUUUUCUCGUGUGUAAUGAGUUUCACACUCUCCUGGGCCACAAGUGUGACUAUUAUGAAUUAUAACCUUGUGUUUGUGCAUUCAUGAGCCAUCUGAAAACCACCCAAGACUUGCAUGAAGCCAGCUCCCUAAUUGACUUGAUGGCUGCAAUACCAGACAUAUUACUUCAAAUAAUGCAUUACUGUAGAAUGAAAGGGUGUUUGGAUUAAAAUCUCCGUAUUAAGAAUAGUCUGAACAAUGAAUGGCAUUAUUCUGUUUGUUUAGCGUGGACAUUUAAUCACACACAUGAGACCAUAAAAGUCAAAGCAUUCUACAUUUACAAUCUCAUGUCAGAUUUGCUCCCAAGAGCCCUCAGAACUACUUAAAUUUAUUUUCUAAAACCAACAUUUCUUCCUGUGGAAGACUGAUUAAAAGCGUGAUGGUAUAUUAAGCCGAGGCAUCGUGCAUCUCAUCAGCUGGCUGCACAUUUCAAAAUAUCCAUGCUGCAGAUGAUGGAUGCUGAUGACCUUUUACACUCGUGUUCAUGUCGGCUCCCUGCAUAGAGGGUUAAGGGCUAUAUGUUAUGUUUGCUGCUUUUUCUUUGAAGUUGAAAGUGAUGCUCCACACAAAUCUAUUUAAGUAUCAAACACUUGCUGUAAACGUUCAAGAUGGCUAUAAAAGUGUGUUGUUUCCCUCGACAAAAUCAUGAACUGGAUUUCCGUGUCAAACUUUAAAGGAUUACAAUAAUACUAAGCUAACUACUUAGAAAAACGUUUUCGAGCCACCAGUGAUUGAUCCUCAAAGGAAGGGUUCGGAUGGAGUAUCACCUUAAAGCAAAGGCACCAACACAAUGCAGCCGGUUCUCAAUGUCGGUAUAACUGCUUAAUCUGCCCAGGAGUCUGUCUUUCAUGAAUUGUACGGUUUAAUAUUGAUUUAAAAUAGUCUGAGUGGUUAGGAGUUACCAUGUCGGAACGAAAUGUAAUGUUGCUCUUUCUCCCCGACUAAAUUUAUCAAAUCAUUUCGCAAACAUCUUGUAGCAGUACUGUAUUCAACACGUAAUCCUUUUUGAUACGUGACAUUGCAUUUUGCAUGUCCAUUCAUUAUUAAUUAUUUGAUUUUUAUAUGAAUUACAUUGCAACAGAUUUCCACUGUUAUAACGAGUCUAAAGUUGCUUCCUAAAAUUAAUUGUCCAUUGAGAUGCUUGUGAUAAUGUAAAUACAUAUGAAACUGUUGAUCCAUAAUGUUUUAUAAGGAGCUCAAAUGUGAUAUGUGACCAUAGUUUUAAAGGAUAUAGUGUUUAUUUGAUGAGCAAAGUAUAGUAUUUUGUUAUUGUAUUUUGUGGGUAAAUUGUCAGUGUGCGAAGAAGGAAAUAUAUAGUACUAUAGAUAUUUAAAAAUAGAUUCUGAUAUAUUGUCAAAAACAUGGGCCACAUGGGUUUCUGUGCCUAUGAAUACUUGGUGGCAUCUUUUCAUUUUGUAUUUGCUUUCAGGGUUUAAUUUUAGUUUUUAUUUCUAGAUUUCUGUGUAAAGAACAGAGUUUAACACAAUGCAAUACAAUGGUUGGUGAUUAUUAUGUUUUCCCCCCAAAGACUUCUUGUCACAUUUUAAUUUGAAAAAAACAAACAAAUGUUUGGUUUUAGCCUUUGUUCGGUUCUCUCCAAACUGAUUUGUCUCUGCAGAAUUAACUUAAAGGUGAUAAUAAUAUUAGAUGUUGGAUUCUUCUUGUUUAUAUAACAUGUACAUCACUAUUGUGUGCAUAAAAGUCAAAAAAGAUUUAGGAUAAAAAUGUAUGGCUUUUGGAUUAUCAAAGGGCUGGUGUGUCUUUUUCUACUAUUUUGGUACUGUGUUACAAAUGGUUGUCUGUCUACCUUCUGCUUUGUACUGUCUAUUGAAUUCAUUUGUACUUUCACUUCUGUUAUGGAGUUUCAUUAGCUUGGAGCUUCCUAAUUUGGGCAUUAAUCCUGAGCAUUUAUUUGUAUAGUUUGAAUUAGUUAUUGUGACAUGUGAUUGGGUGUCUGGGGCAAUAUUUGUUCGAUCUUGGGUGAACGCAAUGCAGUCUACUUAAGAGUUCGAAGAAAGUUGAACUGAGUCCUGUGUGGAAACAUUUGUCUCUGCAGAUUCCUAAAAUUGGUUUUGACAUCUCAGCUUUUCUUUUGCUUCUCUUUUGUCUCACUGCUUUGUAAAAUAUCAAAGACCUGACACAAGAAGGGAAUACAACUGGUCUAGUAAAUACUGUAUGUGUCCUCUUAGCAAACAAAGAAUCUAAAAAACAUAUGACAAUCUUGUUGCUUUUCUGUUCAAUCAUCUGAUGUGCAUAUUUUACUUUCUUUGUCUAGAAUUGUUUUGAAGAUAGUUUGCAUCCACAUAAAAUUGUAAUUGGCAAAAAAGAAUGCAUUGCUGCUUGAUAGCAACGGUCUAUUGUAGAAGUGACGAUACAUGUAGCUGCUAAGGGCAAAUCGAAUCAGUCGCAGCUGUGUCAUAACUGCGCUUUGAUUCAGAGGUUAUUAAUUUAAUGACGUGCAAAGUGUAAAUACAUCUAUUGCCUGUCUUCUACGCUACAGUUUUGCCUUUAUAUUCAAACACAGCAUCACAACAAUGGCUUUUCUGCUGACACCUAUGCUCCUUUGCAGGUACAAAAUAUACUGACUUUUGACGGUUAAUAUAUACAGGCUUUUGACGGUUAGCAUUGGCCUCUUCUUCACGUGUAUUUAAAAAAACAUCGAAUGGCAUUUAGAUUGAGUCAGCCAUUAAGUUUAUCAAGUCUCAUGUGGAUGUUGUUUCCUCAGGGAAAUGUAUCUAUUUGUAAUGAAUAAAGAAAAUUAUACAAGUUGACACCAAACUGAAUGAAAAUACAAUGUUGGUCAAACUUUUUAUGAUCACUCAAUCUGUAUGAAUUGAAUCAAUAAAGAUAUCUGGUGUGCUUUUUCUUUGCAGCUCCAACACCUCAGCAAGAGGCACAGUUGGGGUAUAUGUGUUUUUAUUGGCAGAGAUGUACAUUUUGGUAAUUCUUUUGUACUUUAUAAUUUAUUUUCUAUUUAUUUUCAUUUCUUUCUCGCUGAGGAUUGUAUUUCAGAUUUAUCUAUUUUUUUUUUCUUUUCAAUAAAUGUUCUCAAAAUUGUC
Pseudoliparis swirei is the source of this 9314-nucleotide messenger RNA. RefSeq names its product ATPase 13A3 (gene atp13a3). The transcript has 34 exons. Gene Ontology annotation, molecular function: P-type ion transporter activity; ATPase-coupled monoatomic cation transmembrane transporter activity; polyamine transmembrane transporter activity. Lineage: Eukaryota; Metazoa; Chordata; Actinopteri; Perciformes; Liparidae. Bases 280 to 4083 code for a protein of 1267 amino acids. Gene Ontology annotation, biological process: intracellular calcium ion homeostasis; polyamine transmembrane transport. Gene Ontology annotation, cellular component: late endosome membrane. The record is from RefSeq and is a predicted model, not a curated record.